Molecule: messenger RNA, 4740 nt
Organism: Daphnia pulex (common water flea)
Lineage: Eukaryota; Metazoa; Arthropoda; Branchiopoda; Diplostraca; Daphniidae
Exons: 7
Coding region: 1-4740 (1579 amino acids)
Molecular function (GO): protein dimerization activity; catalytic activity
Source: RefSeq, a predicted model, not a curated record
AUGUCCGCCAUUAAGUGUCUCUCACGCGAUUUUCUGGUUGCCGCCGGCAUGUCCUGCGGUAAUGUUCGUCUUCCCUGGCCUGUCUACAGUUUCCUGAACGCUUGCGGUCUCUUUCGGCGCACGCAUGCGCGCACGAGACGUGGUGGCCGUGGCGGUGGCGCUACUAGACUGAUAGUGCGACAACGCUCUCUGCUAGGUCUUGUCAAUGCGCGCUCUCUUCUGAACAAGUGUGAACUGAUUUCUAAUCACUUAAUUGAUGCCCGUCUUGAUCUGCUGGCAGUGACUGAAACCUGGCUUAACAGCGACAUUGGUGACUCUACUAUAAAAGCGGCAUGUCCGGAUGGCUACACCGCUGUUCAGCUCCCUCGUCUGAAUCGAAAGGGUGGUGGUCUGGCUCUGAUCCAUAAAUCCUCUAUUGAGGCUAAACGACUUCCUGUGACCAUUCAUGAGGCCUAUGAGUGCAUGGAUCUGUUGCUUUGUUUUCGGUCGCAACGUGUUAGACUAUUGAUCAUCUAUAGACCGCCUUCCUCUCUACCUUCUCGUUUCUUUGAUGAAUUUUCUUUGACUAUGGAAGCUGUCUGCUCUACUCGUGAUAAGCUAGUCGUCGUUGGGGAUUUCAACUUUCAUGUUGAUCUGGUGGAAAACUCGGUGGCACAGUCAUUUCUCGGUCUCAUGGAGGCGUUUGGUCUUACGCAGUGUGUUGCUUCUCCCACCCAUAUCAAGGGUCAUACACUUGAUUUGGUUAGACAUUCUGUUAGCUCUGUGUUUUCAGUUCACAUUCUCUGUAUUCUUGCGGUUAAGAGAAAAAAGGAUAUUGUGUGUUUAGUUCCUGGUUGUAAAAAGCCCGGGCGUACUUCUUAUCAUGCCGGAAAUUUACGAGCUCAUUUGAAGGCAAAACACAGAGAGCAGUUUCAAUUAAUAGAACACUUAAAUAAUACCAAAGCUGAUUCCGAGAGUUCCGAAGAGAAUCGUGAUGUCACUUUCAACAAUUCGCUAGCAUCUGCCAGCAAUAGUCUUGAAGCCAAUGGUUCGUCUAACUCGUCAUUGCAGCCUCCUACGAAGAAGCGUCGGUUGUCAAUAGAAAUUACUGAAAGGCAAGUUGUAGACGCGUGUGUAGAGAUGGUAACUGUUAAUGGGAGACCCUUUAAAGCGCUUAGUGAUUCGGGCUUUCGAAAAAUUCUAGAUCCUAUCCUUAAGGGUUUUGGGGGAACUUUUACUAUUAGCCCAGAAAAUAUUCGCGACAAGGUGGAAGGAAAAGCUAAGGAAAUACGCGACAAGAUUAAAAAGGAUGUGACAAAUCGAUUUGUUUCUGUUAAAAUGGAUUGUGCGACUCGCUUGGACAGAGCUCUUUUAGGCAUAAAUCUCCAGUUUAACAAGAAAGGAAAAAUUCAGCUCUACACUCUAGCAAUCAUAGAGAUGAAACAAAGUCACACUGCUGUAAACUUUAAACAAAAUUUGCUGGACGUUUUCGGUGUUUUUGGGAUAAAGUUGUGGCAAGUGUAUAGUCUAACAACCGAUAACGGUGCCAAUAUGUUAAAAGCCAGUCGUAUUUUGGCUCAAACUGAUUCAGCAGAGAGUGACGAAGAAGAAGACAGUGAUUAUAAUGACCGCUUGCUUGAAGAAGAAUUAAUUCGUCGAAUGGAAGAGGGACAAAAUGUGAGCGAUGAAGGAGGAGAGGAGAGUGCGGAAUUGCAAAAUAUGUUGCAAGGUGUGCGCUGUGCUGCCCACACUCUUCAGCUCGCUAUUCUUGACGCAUUGGCUGAGCCUGGUAUAGCAGUUAUUGCCAAGGCAAGAGCUGUUUGCAAGACCUUAAGGAGUCAAACGUUUAUGGCAGCAAUAAGGCUGGCAGGUCAAAAGAAGCCAAUAAUCGACUGCCUCACUCGUUGGUGUUCAACAUGUUUGAUGUUAGAAAGGCUUAUUGAGUUGAAGGAAUUUAUUGCUGAACUGACAAAUGAGGGUAAAAACCAAAACCUUAAACUCACAGAACAGGAUUGGUCAAGAAUUGAAGAUAUUAUAAAAAUAUUAAAACCGGCUCGUAUCUUGACUACCGUUUUGCAAUCAGAGCAACUCACAAUCGGGGAUUUUUAUGGUUCGUGGCUCAAGUGUCAACUAGAAAUUUCUAAAUUCAACUCGAGUUUUGCUAAAAAUUUACUAAAGCACAUGAAAAAGAGGUUGGCAGUCCUUUUAACCAGCGAAGUUGUGUUGGCAGCUCUUUAUCUUGAUCCGAGGUUACCUCAACCGAACCUUCAGCCGAUUGAAACCGGGGCAGCUUUAGAGAAUGACGAGCUUCAAGAGAUGCUUUUGGAGAAAGAAGCAGAACGACGUGAGAGAAGCACUGCUAAUGAAAAUGAAUCCGUUAUUGAAAAAAUGAUUCACGAUUUCGUGAAAGACAAACUUGUUGACCGCUCAACUGAUGUUCUAAAAUACUGGGAGGACAAUCGCUUGUUGAAACAUCAGCUUUAUGUGUUGGCUAAGGUUGCCCUUGCAGUGCCUUGCACACAAGUGAGUGUUGAACGGCUGUUUUCCGACAAUUUUGUCUCACAUACAUGUGUUAGCUCCCUCAUAAGUGAUCACUAUGCUGUUCAAUGUUGUCUGGCCGUGCGCACACCUAGGUGGCCUAUCGGCCGUACGCUCUUUCGAUCGUUUAAGUCAAUUGAUAGUGAUCUCUUUGUUGCGGACCUGAUUGGUCUGGACUUGUUCACUGAUCCGGCUACUACUAUCGAUGGUCUCAUUGAUCAGUAUAACGUGGGUGUUAGUCAAGUGAUUGACAAGCACGCCCCAUUGAAAGAGAAACUGAUGGUCCUUCGCCCCGCUAAUCCCUGGAUGAGCGAUGAUGUGCGAGUUCUGAGGAGAGAGCUUCGGAAAAGAGAACGAAUAUGGAGGAUGAGGAGGCUAUACGUCGACUUUCAGACCUACCGGGAGACACAGAUGAAGUAUUCUCGUCGACUUAAGGCAGCGAAGAAGUUAUUCUACAGCAACAAAAUUUUGGAGUGUGGCAGUGACGCUAGGGCUCUCUAUCGUCUUGUCAACAACCUGAUGGGUAAAUCUGAUGUGCCCACAUUACCGAAACAAAAGCUUCCUGAUCGGAGUGUUGCGGAGGAGUUCAGUGUCUAUUUCUCCACCAAGAUAGCGGAUAUCCGCUCAUCCCUUGACUCUUUGGCCAAAUCUAGGAAUUCUGACAGUGCCGUUGAAGAGGAGUCCUUUCUUUCGCUCUAUGGCGAAAGUUGUUGUUUGGAUAGGCUAUUGCCGGUAACAGCUGAGUUUGUGAUAAAUCUCAUUCUGUCUUCACCUGCAAAGUCCUGCUGCCUAGACCCACUUCCUACUCCUUUGCUAAAGAAGUUUCAUGCUGUCAUCACGCCUCUUCUUAAGAAACCGUCACUGGAUCCCCAAGAUAUGGCCAGCUACCGCCCGGUGUCUGGCCUUUCAUUCCUCUCGAAGCUUAUUGAACGUGUAGUUCUUUUUCGCCUCUCAUCGCAUGUCGCGGAAUUCAAUCUGCUGUCUCCUAGUCAAUCUGCGUAUCGGAUGAACUACUCGACUGAGACUUCCCUGCUUUCCAUCCAGAACGACCUACUCGUCGCUGCGGAUGCUGGUUUGGGUAGUGCGCUCCUCCUCUUGGAUCUCAGCGCCGCAUUCGACACGGUUGACCACCGUAUUCUGAUUGAGAGGAUGGCUACAGCUUUCGGUGUCUCUGGAUCUGCCUUAAACUGGUUCCGGUCCUACCUCUUUGGCAGAACCCAAUCGGUGAAGGCGCUUGGAGUUACAUCAUUCCCGGUACCUCUUCCGUUUGGCGUUCCGCAAGGAUCUGUUCUGGGUCCAUGUCUUUUUAACAUCUACACCAGUCCGGUUCCCGCCAUUGCUGCUGUCCACGGGGUUAAACUCAAGCAGUUUUCUGACGACACCCAAGGGUACGUCCACUUCCACCUUGAUUCUCAUCAUCAGAAUAUGGCUCUUGGAUCUCUCUCCGCCUGUUCUGCGGAUAUCGAGGACUGGUUUACCGCCAAUCGGGUGAAGCUUAACUUCGGAAAGAGUCUGCUACUUUAUACCAUUCCACCACGUAAAGCCUCGGCCAUUGUACUCUCUCCACUUGUUGUUGGUGACUCUGUUCUUCCCCCUUCUAAUCAAGCUCGCAAUUUGGGUGUAACUUUUGAUAGUGAACUCACAAUGGUCCCUCAUGUAAAUGGCAUUUGUAAAUGUGCUUUCUUCCAUCUCACCCUUAUUGGUCGGAUAAGGAAGUACCUUGAUACAAAAUCGGCCAAGUCCUUAGUUCAUGCUCUUGUGCUUAGUAGACUUGAUUAUGCAAAUUCUCUUUUGUUUGGCCUCCCGAAAACUCUGAUGGUGAAACUGCAGCGCGUUCAGAACGCUGCUGCUAGGCUAGUUGUCGGUGCGGGUAGAUAUGAUCGAGUUUCUGAUCAUAUCAAGAACCUUCAUUGGCUGCCGGUCGAGCAGCGGGUUGUUUUCAAGACGGCGGUUUUGACGUUUCGUUGCCUGAAUGAUUCUGCCCCAGUUUAUCUGUCUGAUUUGGUCAAAUUGUACAAGCCCACACGUGAUCUUAGGUCUGAUAAUUCCCGUACCAUUGUAUCCCCACCUUUUCGACUUGCGAAGUAUGGGGGGAGGUCCUUUACAUGUGCUGCCCCGUCCAUUUGGAAUGCGCUCCCUCUUUCAGUGAGAUCUGAGACUAACCAGCGACUAUUCAAGUCUCGUCUAAAGACUCACUUAUUUUCUCUGGCUUUUCUCCGCUGA